GCACUGGAGUUACUCGCACCUUCAGCUCAGUGGCGUCAACUCGCGCUCACCUUGCCCGGAUGAGAAAGUAAACUUUUUGGUGAAUUCUCCUUCAGGUUGUUGUUUUAAGGAUGGCUCUGGCGGAUGCGCUUCUGCCGUCCAUUGCUGGCUUUCCCAGCGCACAGGUUUUGGAAGAAAAACAUGCGGAGAUCAUGAGGGACUGGGCGACUGAACAGACCGAGAUCGGGACAAAACCUCGCGUCGAAGUUGAAUUCAGUAUCGUAGAGUCCCCGCCGCAGACUAAGGACGAGGACGAGUUGUCCAGGUUUUUGGAUCUCGAGUUUAUUCUGUCAAACUCGAUGGCAUCCCAGAGCGAGGCUCCCUCGGUUACCCCGGCGUAUCCGCUACCCGAGUCACCGGAGAGCUGCAACACCGCGUACGACGGCGCCGAUUCUGCGCAUGGGCUAGUGGCCGAGCUUCUAAGCCCAGACAUAAGCUACCGACACGACAACACGACCCAAGGACAUUUUGAUGCACCGGAAUACACUGAUUUGAGCAUGCACUUGCACCUCAGCACUCCACACGCAUCGGUUUACAAGAUCAAAACCGAGCGCCGAGAGCAGCCAUGCAUGAUGGCCAACGACUACAUGGGACACUUUUACGCACAGAAGGUUCACAGUGUUGCUCCAGUGCAGCCGUUUGUCCAGCACGUACACGACGCGUCCCGGGAGGUGAACGUUCACGUGGCGCAGCAGCAGCAGCAGCAGCACUAUCCGUACCCACCGCAGUAUCACGCCGCGCAGCACUAUCACGGACAGUACGCCGUUUUUACGGAUCCCAUGCGCCCCCAUCAUCACCCGGGGAUGCCUGGCACGGUGCUCACGCCGCCCUCGUCACCGCUGCUCGAGCUCUACGGCACGGAGGAGAACAGACCGAAGCGGGGAAGACGCGCGUGGGCUCGGAGACGAGCUGCCACGCACAGCUGCGAGUUUGCGGGCUGCGGGAAAACUUACACCAAGAGCUCGCACCUGAAGGCGCACAUGCGAACACACACUGGUGAGAAGCCAUACCACUGUACCUGGGAGGGAUGUGGCUGGAAGUUCGCCCGCUCCGACGAGCUGACCCGCCACUAUAGGAAACACACAGGACACAGGCCCUUCCAGUGCCACCUCUGCGAGAGGGCAUUCUCCCGCUCUGACCACCUUGCCCUGCAUAUGAAGAGACACAUGUGAAAACAUGUGGCUUAUCUAUUUUAAAGAACUUUUUUAAAGAGUUAGAGAAGUGGUCCAAGGGGAAAAAAGCUAAUUUAUACAUAUUUUUCCCUUUACCUCACAUCAACAUUUAACUAUGUUUGCACUGGAGUUCUUCAGCUAAUGUAUGUAACAAAUAAUGGAAGCUCAUAUCCACUGAUUAGUAUCACCAAAACUUGUGUAAAUUAGUUUUUUUUUUCAUCAUGAACUACUCCUUUAAGGCUAUGCCUGUUUUUGGACAACAGGGUUGUAAAUAUGACAGGGAUUGUGUCAACUUUAAAUUAUAGCAGUAUUUAAAAAAAAGAGAGAGAGAGAGAAUUGUUGAAAAAAAAUAAUAAGUUAUUCAGUUCAAACAUUGAAGACAGCUUUGUAAAGAAACAGGGCAGGACCCAUAUUUUUGUAUAUAUUGCUUUUUGUCUUCAUGCUUUUAAGCUGAGACAGGGGACUUUGGCAUUUGAGAUUUUUAGUAGAAUGUAGGAUCUUCUUAUGCCCCUUUUUGUACAAUGAGUUAUUAGAACUGUUCAUAUUGCAUUCAGCGUGGACUAUCAUAUCAGGUACUCAAGAAGACUUUUUUUUAAAACCCAAGUGAUACGCCUGUGCAAAUAACCUUUGUAUAUAUCAUACUUGAAUAUGGUGUGUUUUUAUGUAUAUAACCCCUGACAAAGUUUUAAAAUACAAAACAUUGAAAUCAGAAA
This is a messenger RNA of Clarias gariepinus (North African catfish), 1924 nucleotides long. RefSeq names its product Kruppel-like factor 17 (gene klf17). Gene Ontology annotation, molecular function: RNA polymerase II cis-regulatory region sequence-specific DNA binding; DNA-binding transcription factor activity, RNA polymerase II-specific. Gene Ontology annotation, biological process: regulation of transcription by RNA polymerase II. The transcript has 3 exons. NCBI's taxonomy places the organism in Eukaryota, Metazoa, Chordata, Actinopteri, Siluriformes, Clariidae. Bases 111 to 1211 code for a protein of 366 amino acids. The record is from RefSeq and is a predicted model, not a curated record.